AUGUUAUCAUCAUCAAGUAAACCUAAAUUUGCUUUCAAUUUAACGAUAAAUGAUUUGACUAAUGUUCCUGAAAUUAAUGGAUCUUGUUAUAUUGAAUUACAAAUAAGAGAUGGGACAAGAAGAUCAUUCCAUACUUCCAAUAUCAAUAACGGUAGCAGUGGUAGCAAUAAUAGUAAUUCUAAUGGUAAAAAUUCUCAAAAAUCAAGUACCAACACUAGUAACACCAAUGGUAUUAAAUCCACACCCAUGACUACCAGUCGAACUUUUUUAAAUAAAUUUGAUGAAUUUGCUUCAUCUUUAGGAUCUAGUGGAUCUAAGGGGAAUUCAUCAUCUUCAUCUUCAUCAUCUGCAGUUUCAGGGAAUAUAUCAGCUACUACGUCGAGGAAAAAAUUGCAUAAUUUCAAAUGUAAUUUUAAUUAUAAAUUAAGUUGUAAUUUGAAAUUUAAUAUUAAGAAAAAGGGAAAUAUAAUUGCUAAUAAAUAUUUAUUAUUAAAAAUAUUUUAUGUCAAUAAUGAUUCUGGGUUAGUAGGUGGUGGUAAAUCCAAUAAUUCAACUUCCACGUAUCACCAUCAUCAUCAUACACAAAUUACAGAAUUGGGUAAAGUUGAUAUUAAUUUAUCAGAAUAUUUAAAUUUUGAUGAACCAAUCACUACUAAAUAUUUACUUAAUGAUUCUAAAGUGAAUUCAAUACUUGGUGUUACUAUUGGACUUAAUGAAUUAUCUCCAACAUUUGAUUUCCAUACUCAAUUACAAAUUCAAGAUAGUAAUAGUAGUAUUAGUGGUGGGUCCACUAGUAUAUCCAAUAAUACCAAUUCAAUGUUAUCUCGACCAACAAGUACCACAACAUCAUCUAGAAGAAAUAAUUUCAAUGUCCCACAAUUUGAACGGAAACAUGUAUUUACAGGUAUUGGUAAUGUUUUAGGUGAUAAUAAUAGUUUUGGUCAACCUCAAAAUGAUACUUCACGUCCAUCAACACCAACUUCUCAACAACAACAACAACAACAACAACAACUACCAACUAUUGGGGAAACAGAAACUAAAAAUGGAUCAAGAAUUAAAUCAUCAAAUGAUCAAGAUGGAUGGAAAAUUAUGAAAAAUCAAAACCCAAAUACUACCACUACCACUACCACUACCAAUGGCAAUAUCAAUGGUAAUGAUAUAACACAAACAGCUGCAUCACAACAAUUACAACAAGCAAUGAUGGAUCCAAUAGUGAGUCAAUUAUAUUGUAAAAUUUUAGAAAGUAGUUGGGAUCCAGAAUUAUAUCCAAUUUUGGAUUAUACACCAGAACAAUGUAUUGAAGAUAUUUUUAAUAAUCCUGAUAAUAAAUAUGGUUGUAAUCUUAAAUUAAAACAACUUUAUGAAUCAAAAUUAAAUGAUGAAUCAGAAGAAUUAAAAGAGCUAGAUAAUUCUUAUCGAGAAUUGAAUGGUUUAAUUAGUGAAAGUAAAUAUCGAUCUGAUUUGAAAAGUUGGAAUAUUAAUGUUGAUGAUUUACCUAGUAGUAGUAGUAGUGGUGGUGGUGCUGUAAUCACUGGUACUAGUACCUGUUGA
Candida albicans SC5314 is the source of this 1551-nucleotide messenger RNA. RefSeq lists its product as uncharacterized. The record is from RefSeq and is a predicted model, not a curated record. Bases 1 to 1551 code for a protein of 516 amino acids. NCBI's taxonomy places the organism in Eukaryota, Fungi, Ascomycota, Pichiomycetes, Serinales, Debaryomycetaceae. The transcript has a single exon.